UUUUCAUAAUAUUUACCGUCGCACUGCAUUAAUUUAUUUCAUCGAGUACCCAGUUGAUCGGCAUUUUCAAUCACAAGAAGCAUUUUUCAAAUCGAACGAAAGCCGGAGAAUGUAAAAAUGUUAAAUUACAUCAAGAGGCACACCAGCCGACGUCGCAGCAGCCAAGAUGCCACGGAUGCCAGUUGUGGCCAAAUGCCAGCGUAUGAUGUGGACUCCCCCGACGGAGCUGCAGAUGGAGCCAUGGCUCACAAACGCCACUCGCUGCGCUCCACAACCAGUUUCUGCGACGAAGUGUUCCUAGAAGCGGAGGAGGAGGGGGGCGUGGGAUCUGCCGGAGGAGGAGCAGGAGGAGGAGCCCCCUCCGAUGGCAUCAGUCUCGCCAGCAACGAUGACAUUUUCACCUACAACUCACGCCUCUCCAUGAAUCUCGCUUCCAUCGUCAACGAUCCGAACUGCCUGAGCUUCUUUGUUCAGUAUCUGGAAACCCGACAGGCGCUGCCGCUGAUCAAAUUCUACUUGGACAUUGAGAACUUUAAGCGGGCGGCGCUUACGCAAGAAAAGGAGGAGCCCGAGGACCCUCCACGGAAGGCGAUGGAACAAUCUUCUCCGCACAAAGAUGACAAAGAUGUACCUGAAUUGAAGACGCUGUGCGAUCUGUCCAUGCGCAAACCCCUCACAGACGACGAGAAGAGCCGCAUUUAUGCGGAGACGAACAAACAAAUCAAUAGGCAAAAGUCUGGGACGGAAUGUGUGAUGAACUCCGAACUAUCGCGGGCCAGCAUCAGCGAUGCCAUUGCCAUAUACCAAAAGUAUCUGAUAGUGAACGCCAGCCUGCAAGUGGAGCUGCCCAUCGUCAUCCUCGCGCAUAUAUCGCUGCUCCUUUGUGGAAGGGAUAAAUCCGAGUGUAGCAAACCAAUCCCGGCCAACUGCUUUGACGAAGCUAGAGAGUUUGUGCUGGAGCAACUGGAGCGGGAUCAUGUGCAGGGAUUUUUGCAAAGCGGCUACUACUCUACAUACUGUUUGGAGUUGAUCGAGGGCGGAUCUAUAAAUAUCUACGACGUCUUGAACAGCGAACUGGCUUUGUUCUACUUUACCGAGUACCUGGAACAGCGACAAGAACGGGAAUGCCUGGAGUUCUGGAUCACCGGCAUUAACUUUCGCAAGAGCUUUGCUUCUGGCGAAGAGAAGGAGGAGGAUCGCAAGGCAGCGCAAAGCGAUGCCAUGAUCAUAUACGACAAAUACUUCUCCCUCCAAUCCGAAUGCCGCCUAUGGAUGUCCCAGAAGCUUCGCUUACGUGUGGAACAAGCAAUCUGUGCUCCAGGUGAACAGUGGCAAGCCUUCGAUUUGGCCCUUUUAGUAACGGCCAAGUAUUUGGAGCAAAAGUAUUUCGUUGACUUUCUUAAGUCGCACAUCUUUGAUAACUACGUGAAUGAACUGAAGGUUAAGAGAGAUAUUUCCACCCCUCAUCCGAAUCUCCAAAAAAAGCUGAGCCUGAGAAGAGCUGCGAAAUCCUCCAACGCCCAACAGCGACAUCGAAAAACUCUAUCCAUGUCCGACUGCACGCACAUUUCUCAGCACAACACACUGCUGGCUUCCAUGGAUCAAGCGCCUUCAAAAACAGGGAUUAAUCAUCAGUCUGGAAAUCUCAACAUCGAUGCUAGGCAACUGACGAAUCCCCAACUGUUGUGGCAGCGUCCUACGGGCGCACUGAAAUUCGGGUUUGUUAACUCAUUGGGACGCUAUGAGCGGGACUUCGAGGCCGUGGAUGCUGUGGCCCUGAAAUCGCAACCGUGGUCACUGACUGUCAGCGGAAACAAGCUUAAAAAUGCUAUGAGAAAGCUGGUGAACCUGCCGGAGGAUAAUGUGCAAGAGGAGAUUGCUUGGCAGGUGGCCGAAAUGAUUGUUAGGGAUGUUACGAGUGUCACUCUUAGUGGCAAGACUCCCCCGCUGGCCUGAUGUGCUUAACCAUUACGGAAUUUAUUUCUUACUUAUUCUCAUUUUUAAAAUUACUUUUUACGCCCGAAUCAAAGCGAGAAUCUCCCCAACAUGUGCACAAAAUUAAGUCGCAACAGAAGCUCUCUAGUACGCUCUCUUAUGUACAAAUUGUGUUGAACAAAUCAAACAUUUUUUCUUUAACUUAUUUUAAUUAUUUCUAUGAGCUUUGAAAGCGCAUUAUUAACUAAACUAUUGCUCGCUCAUUUGUUAUUUACAGCAACAAACCACAAAACUAAAACAGAAACAGAAGCUAAGUUACUUCAUUCCGUUUUAAUAUGAUUAAACAAUUGUAUUAAAUAAUGUAUUUGAAUAUGAAUAUUUUUGCAUACUGAUGAUACAAAACCAAGGAAAAUUUAUUGUUAUUAAUAAACUUUUUCAGUAACCACACUUCCUAUUUGCGAUUAUUAUACC
Messenger RNA from Drosophila teissieri, 2406 nucleotides. RefSeq names its product A-kinase anchor protein 10, mitochondrial (gene pkaap). The coding region runs from base 118 to 1956 and encodes 612 amino acids. The record is from RefSeq and is a predicted model, not a curated record. Lineage: Eukaryota; Metazoa; Arthropoda; Insecta; Diptera; Drosophilidae. Gene Ontology annotation, biological process: intracellular protein localization. Gene Ontology annotation, cellular component: plasma membrane. Gene Ontology annotation, molecular function: protein kinase A binding. The transcript is spliced from 4 exons.